This is a messenger RNA of Gongylonema pulchrum, 722 nucleotides long. The record is from the annotation of a GenBank genome assembly. NCBI's taxonomy places the organism in Eukaryota, Metazoa, Nematoda, Chromadorea, Rhabditida, Gongylonematidae.
AAACCUCGAAAACGAGGUAUGUCGGUAAAACGAAAAAACACGCGGGUCAGUACGGGAAUGAAAUCCAUUGGGAUCAAAUCUGUGGAUGAACUUUUCAAGCAAGCGAUUGCGCCGUUAGCUGUUUCAAUGGAUAUGCGUGGAAAACUGGAAUCUGCACUGGUAGACUGGCGACACGACUGCGGUUUAGGGCCAGCUGGCACCAUUCGGCAAGGUCUACGACUAAUGGUCUCCAGAACAAAAACCGCUGCCUUAAAUGUGUCUCCGCCACAUACACCUCAAGGAUCGGAUGAUGCAUCCGGACAUGAUGAUAAUUCACCCAGCUUUGCAAUCUGUAGUGACGAGAAAACUUAUCCGAUGAUCGUCACGCAUGGAGUAUUCCCGGAGCAGCUGCAAAAAACAUUCGACUCGAUGUCUGUGCUUUUAGACAUCUGCGCAAAAAUACUGGUCAACACGGAUCCACUGUUAACCCAGCUGGAGGAUGCGACGAAGCGCAUAAGUGAGUGUUACGACGAGCUGUCAGCUUUGUGUUUAAGCGCCGGACUGAGAGGUCUAAAGGCCACCAGAGCAUCCGAAAAUUUCGCGUGGAAUGUUCGACUUUUGAAAGCACAACUCACGUUGAUGAGUAAAACUCAGGCUGAAGCCAAUGAUAUCGUUACCCAGGUUCGUAAUCCUUUUGGCGCAUAUUCUGGUUGGCUGCAAGCUGACAAAAAGGUUGAAUAAUC